This is a messenger RNA of Mus musculus (house mouse), 3405 nucleotides long. It is a transcript of the gene Mcam, whose product is annotated as melanoma cell adhesion molecule. The transcript has 16 exons. Bases 887 to 2491 code for a protein of 534 amino acids. The record is from RefSeq and is a predicted model, not a curated record. Gene Ontology annotation, cellular component: extracellular region; membrane; external side of plasma membrane. Lineage: Eukaryota; Metazoa; Chordata; Mammalia; Rodentia; Muridae. Gene Ontology annotation, biological process: glomerular filtration; positive regulation of cell migration; vascular wound healing.
GGCUCGCGCCCUCCGUCGGGGAAGCAUGGGGCUGCCCAAACUGGUGUGCGUCUUCUUGUUCGCUGCCUGCUGCUGCUGUCGCCGUGCCGCGGGUGAGUUCUUUAUGUUGAGGGGGCUGUGGGGGGCCCGACCCGCGUCCCUCAGAGCCCAGGCGUUGGGAGUUUGGGGAUGUCUUCGACGGAGCCGGACUGUGCCGCCUGAGUGUACCGGAGAUCAGAGCUGGUAGCAACGUAGAGUCGGGGCUCUGCACCCCAGUGGGCGCUCCUUCUUGCCAGAGUCCCCGAUUUCCAGGCGCCCCGCGUGCGUGCAACUUCUUUGCGGGUGUGCAGCCUAGGUUUUAGAGUAUUCUGGGAACGGACUAGUCGGGUUGCUGCAGCAGCGAGCGGGAAGGGGUGGGGCCGAGCUUCUGCAGGACGCUGGGCCCGGCCUCCCGCAGGUGUUCGCUCUGGGUGCUGGAUGCUGGGUGCUGGAGUCCCGGCAGAGAGGCGCAGCCGGGGCGCAUCCCCAACCCGUGCAUCCCGCGCCCGCCUGUUGCUGGAAAAGGCAGUUUCCCUAGCUGGAGGGGGCCGCCGACCCCUCCCCCUCCGCCUGGGCCUCACGCCAGUUUGGAGGUGUGCCAGGAGAGGAAAAGCAGCCAGUACCCACGCCCGACCUGGUGGAGGCAGAAGUGGGCAGCACAGCCCUUCUCAAGUGUGGCCCCUCACGGGCCUCAGGCAACUUCAGCCAAGUGGACUGGUUUUUGAUUCACAAGGAGAGGCAGAUACUGAUUUUCCGUGUGCACCAAGGCAAGGGCCAGCGGGAACCUGGUGAAUAUGAGCACCGCCUUAGCCUCCAAGACUCGGUGGCUACUCUGGCCCUGAGUCACGUCACUCCCCAUGAUGAGCGAAUGUUCCUGUGUAAGAGCAAGCGACCACGGCUCCAGGAUCACUACGUUGAGCUUCAGGUCUUCAAAGCCCCAGAGGAACCAACUAUUCAAGCCAAUGUCGUGGGCAUCCAUGUGGACAGGCAAGAGCUCAGGGAGGUUGCUACCUGUGUGGGGAGAAACGGCUACCCCAUUCCUCAAGUCCUAUGGUACAAGAACAGUCUGCCCUUGCAAGAGGAGGAGAACCGAGUUCAUAUCCAGUCAUCACAGAUUGUCGAGUCCAGUGGCUUGUACACCUUGAAGAGUGUUCUGAGUGCACGCCUAGUUAAGGAAGACAAAGAUGCCCAGUUUUACUGUGAACUCAGCUACCGGCUACCCAGUGGGAACCACAUGAAGGAAUCUAAGGAGGUCACUGUCCCUGUUUUCUACCCUGCAGAAAAAGUGUGGGUGGAGGUAGAGCCUGUGGGGCUGCUGAAGGAAGGGGAUCAUGUGACAAUCAGGUGUCUGACAGAUGGCAACCCUCAACCCCACUUCACUAUCAACAAGAAGGACCCCAGCACUGGGGAGAUGGAAGAGGAGAGCACCGAUGAAAAUGGGCUCCUGUCCUUGGAGCCUGCCGAAAAGCACCAUAGCGGGCUCUACCAGUGUCAGAGUCUGGACCUGGAAACUACCAUCACACUGUCAAGUGACCCCCUGGAGCUGCUGGUGAACUAUGUGUCUGAUGUUCAAGUGAAUCCAACUGCCCCUGAAGUCCAGGAAGGUGAGAGCCUCACGCUGACCUGCGAGGCAGAAAGUAACCAGGACCUUGAGUUUGAGUGGCUGAGAGACAAGACAGGCCAGCUGCUGGGAAAGGGUCCCGUCCUCCAGCUAAACAACGUGAGACGGGAAGCAGGGGGACGGUAUCUCUGCAUGGCAUCUGUCCCCAGAGUUCCUGGCUUGAAUCGUACCCAGCUGGUCAGCGUGGGCAUUUUUGGGUCCCCAUGGAUGGCAUUAAAGGAGAGGAAGGUGUGGGUGCAAGAGAAUGCAGUGCUGAAUCUGUCUUGUGAGGCUUCAGGACAUCCUCAGCCCACCAUCUCCUGGAAUGUCAAUGGUUCGGCAACUGAAUGGAACCCAGAUCCACAGACAGUAGUGAGCACCUUGAAUGUCCUUGUGACGCCAGAGCUUCUGGAGACAGGUGCAGAGUGUACAGCCUCCAACUCCCUGGGCUCAAACACCACCACCAUUGUUCUGAAGCUGGUCACUUUAACCACCCUCAUACCUGACUCCAGCCAAACCACUGGCCUCAGCACCCUCACAGUCAGUCCUCACACCAGAGCCAACAGCACCUCCACAGAGAAAAAGCUGCCACAGCCAGAGAGCAAAGGUGUGGUCAUCGUGGCUGUGAUAGUGUGUACCUUGGUGCUUGCUGUGCUGGGUGCUGCUCUCUAUUUCUUCUACAAGAAGGGCAAGCUGCCAUGUGGACGCUCGGGAAAACAGGAGAUCACGCUGCCCCCGACUCGUAAGAGUGAAUUUGUAGUUGAAGUUAAGUCAGAUAAGCUCCCAGAAGAGAUGGCUCUCCUUCAGGGCAGCAACGGUGACAAGAGGGCUCCAGGAGACCAGGGAGAGAAAUACAUCGAUCUGAGGCAUUAGAUGGCUCCCAUUGCACUGCUCGCAGCUCCCUGCUCAGACUUCACCCCAAGCUGAAGCCUCCAGAGGGACAGCAGGGACGAGCCACACUCAACCCCCCCCCUGCACAUCAGGUCUGAGAGCUAGGAGCUGGGACAGGAGUCGUCUGCAGGAGCUCAGUUGGCUACAGAGGCCUGGUUUUAGAGACCAAGCCCUCCUCUGUGUCCAGUAAAUAAUGCUUAUCCCAAGGGGCCCGUCUCCCAGGGCAUUUCCCCCUCCCGUGCACAGCCAUUGGUGGCAAAUCCUUCUGCCAUCAGCUGUGUGGGCUUGCCUCUUUGAGCUCAUCUCCCCUCACAGGCUGUCUUCAUGAUGCAGGACCUGGGCACAUGGUCACAUUAUUCCGUUCACAUUGGUCCUUGUGAGAACCUCACAGUCUGGAGGCGGCUGCUUUUGUACCUUCCUGCCUGCUACUAAUUCAGGGUCUCAUUUGGAACAUUUUUCCUUUGGGUAGUGGUCAGGAACUGGUGUAAGUCCUCCAGACACAUCCCUGUGUAAGGAAGCCAGGCACUGUUUCUCUGAGUUUUGUUGUUUUGUUUUCUUUGAAGGCUACUGAGCCCAAGCUUCCCGCAUUCCCUUAGUAACAAGAGACAGGACAGAGAGAAGGUCUACUGUUCAUGGGGAUUAGGCUUAUAGGAAUGUUAGUACCAAAUUUCUACAUGUGAGCUUUGGGGGCCAGGUCCUAGAGAGCCCAAGUGGGAGAAUGGUAUUUAGGAGAUGAAAAACCUGGCCUAGCAAGAGCUUUUGAGGUGUGUGUGUGUGUGUGUGUAUACAUAUAUGUGUGUAUAUAUAUAUAUAUAUAUAUGGUUUUGUCUGUAAAUUUGCAAAUUUUUCCUUUUAUAUGUGUGUUAGAAAAAUAAAGUGUUAUUGUUCCAAAAGCA